Verruconis gallopava is the source of this 1783-nucleotide messenger RNA. RefSeq lists its product as uncharacterized. The transcript has a single exon. The record is from RefSeq and is a predicted model, not a curated record. Bases 505 to 1740 code for a protein of 411 amino acids. NCBI's taxonomy places the organism in Eukaryota, Fungi, Ascomycota, Dothideomycetes, Venturiales, Sympoventuriaceae.
AGUACAUGUACGUUGACUCCAAGGACGGAAGUGGCCAGCGAAUUCCAUGUUCAACAGCUGGUAGACUGCUUGCUGGUGAAAUCGACUUGUCUAUUUUCUUGUCCGAAUAUGCCAAUGGGUUCUUCCCUACUCUUGCAUUCUCGCCAUGCAGGAACCUCAACUUGGUGGUAGCGUUUUCACCUUGGUUUCGGCACCUCAAAACAACGUCAGCAACCAAGACCUUCGCCAAAGCAUGCGCCGCGAUUGGUCAUGUCUAAUCUUCGUCUUUGGUUCGCAGAUCAUUCCAUUUUUCCUUGAGUCCAGGCUUUGCUUGUUCGCUUAUCUCCUCGAAAAUGACCUGUAAUUGCCGGCUGGCGACCGUUGAGAUCCUCGCGGACAUUUUUGUGCGGCCGACUGCUGGAUCUAACUAUGAGAGCUGUCGCUGGUUCUGUCUUCCGUACCGAACAAUCAAUCGCAACUUCCUUUCGAUGAUGAACAAAUGUUUUUUGAGAGAGAAGAACAACAAUGGCGUGGGAUUAUCGAGAAUCUGCGCAUAGAAACCAUCGCCGAGCUAGCUAUGGCAUGCAAAACACUACUUUGCAGACGUCAAAGACGAUUGAGCGAGUCUUGUUCACAUUUGCUGGAAUCGCCCUUUUCAACAUGAUUGAGCUAUUCGUGUACAUCGCGUUCCGCUUCAAGUCAUGGAAAGGCCUCUACUUCUGGUCGCUAACUGUUUCAACAUUUGGCAUUCUUCCCUACACAAUUGGCUUACUCUUCAAGUUCUUUGGUGUCAUCCAAGGCUACCCUCUAGUCAUGCUUGCUAUCAGCAUGAUCGACAUUGGCUGGCAGAUGAUGGUGACCGGGCAGUCAGUCGUCUUAUACUCCAGACUUCACCUUAUAUGCCGACGCCGAAAAGUCCAGCGUGCCGUUCUCUGGAUGAUCAUCGCAAACUGGUUCAUCAGCAAUGUGCCAACGACAGUAUUUGUAUUUGGUGCAUCCAGCCCAAAUCCUGACCCAUACAACGUCCCUUACGGGGUGUGGGAGCGGCUUCAACUCUGCCUGUACUUUGUGCAAGAGGUCACCAUUUCUUGCAUAUAUGGUUAUGAGGUUGUGAAGAUGAUCAAGCCAGAUUUCUUCAACAAUCAAACAACGAACAGUAGUGGUUCGACGUCGACAAGUCAAGCGAGCUUCGAGCAAAAGAUGCGUACGAAGUCGAGCCAACGAAUCUUACGACACCUUUUGUGGAUUAACAUUGUCAUCAUUGCUCUUGAUGUCACGUUACUUAUUGUCGAGUUUAUCGGACACUAUGAAAUCCAAGUUCUGUACAAGGGCUUUGUGUAUUCGGUCAAACUGAAGAUGGAAUUUCGAAUCUUAAAUCAGCUAACCGACAUUGCGCAAGUACGACUCCGAUCUAGCCAACAGUGUUUCGGGGAUGGUCUUGAGAUCAGCGGGAAAAAUGGCGCAAGCGGCGUCAAUUGGGGCUCAAUGGGAUCUGAAGAAACUGCCAGACCAAAUCUUGAUCCGACACAAGCUGCCACGGUGCAUGCCGGGUCAUCCCCACGUCCGGUUGGAGCGCUCUCAGACACGGAGAAAGGCAGCGAAGACGCCACUAUCGAGAAAAUUGAUACUGUUAUAGCAAGUCAUGGAGCGGCAAGACAAACGUCAGACCCACCUAGAAGGCGCUCAUUCGAAACAGAGGGACCUCUUCGCUCAGAUAAAAACAGAAGACCACAAACUACGAGGUUUAUAAGCUUUAGUUAGACUGAGCAGUUAUUACUAUAAAUAAAGAAUAGUUGUAUGUUGG